GGGCGGGCCCCUCGCGGUGGCGGGAAAGCCGCGGCCCAGGCGGGGCGUCAGCGACGCGGAGGGGUGGGAACGGACCUGUAGCGCGUACUCUUCAUCAUGGACGCAGCCGAGGUGGAGUUUUUGGCCGAGAAGGAACUGGUGACCAUCAUCCCGAACUUCAGUCUGGACAAGAUCUACCUGAUCGGGGGAGACCUGGGGCCCUUCAACCCCGGCUUACCCGUGGAAGUGCCCCUGUGGCUGGCCAUUAACCUGAAACAGAGACAGAAGUGCCGUCUGCUACCUCCGGAGUGGAUGGAUGUGGAGAAACUGGAACAGUUGCGAGAUCAGGAGCGGAAGGAGGAGACAUUCACCCCAGUGCCCAGCCCGCACUACAUGGAGAUCACCAAGCUCUUGCUGAAUCAUGCUUCUGACAACAUCCCCAAAGCAGACACCAUCCGGACACUCAUCAAAGACCUCUGGGACACACGCAUGGCCAAGCUCCGCGUGUCUGCCGACAGCUUUGUUCGGCAGCAGGAGGCACAUGCUAAGCUGGAUAACUUAACCCUGAUGGAGAUCAACACGAGCGGGGCCUUCCUCACCCAGGCACUUAAUCACAUGUACAAACUCCGCACAAGCCUCCAGCCUGCCGAGAGCACACAGUCUCAGGACUUCUAGCCACAGGCCUGCGGUGUGCAGACCCUUGCUGUCUGCUGCUGGCCAAGCUCUGGAAGCACGUGACGGUGGAGAGGGGGUGUGAACCCUGGUGGAAGCCGUGCGAUGGCUACUCACUUCUGUCAGAACUCAGCAAGUCCAACUCCCAUCGAGUGUCGAAGCCAGCGGCUCUCCUCUCGUGAGGAACGAUUUCUCUAAGGGGCACAGGCUCCUCUGCACGCCAUGCACAGCAACUGUUCAGGCCCGCUUAGUUCAGUGUCUUCAAGUUGGACCUGUGAAAGCUGCAUGUAGUUGAGGAUUGGGGGGAGGGGUGGUGGUGCUAAUAUAAAAAGAUCUUCCUCUUCAGGUGAUUUAGAAGAUUUUAUUUUUUGGGAUGUUGUCAGAAAUUACAGCAAUAUAUUCAUAAAUACCUAAUUACUACAUUCAACAAAUAAUAUUACAAUACAGUUAAUUCAAACAAGUACACUUAGAACGGGUUUAAUUUCACAGCAUCUAAACUGCCCCAGAGUGACCGAGGCGCCCGUCCUCCCUCCUGCCUGGGUCCACUGCCCAAGCGAGCAGCGAGGCGUAGGGCACACACAAGCUCAGAACCAGUGAGGUGCCGCCUCGGGUCAAGGCAGCCUCUAGGGUUAAGCACUGGAUCAGACAGUGGGGACAGGCUACGGCAAGUAGUGAAGUCAAAGCUUGAGUACUUGAGAGAGUACAGACUGCUGCUAAGUGGCUAAAGCACACCUCGGAGGUGCGAGCCUGCUGGGCGGGCCAUCUCCAUGCUGGGUCCUGGACGUCUUGGGGGGGGGGGCAGGGAGGUGUCUAGUUUGCAGUCCAGUUAACUGAGAUCUGGCAGUGCUGUGAGCAUGGCUGAUUUCCCCAGUUAGGACAGGGCUCCUUGUAACCCUCUGGGUACCCCAGCAGUACAAUCUGGUGUCAUGGUACUAGUUGGAGGUCCUUAAGAUACCAUGCACUGAAGUGUUGACAGACCUAUCUUAGUCGUGUCAGUUUGGCUCUAAUGAUAUGCAACAAUUUUUUUUUUUUUUAAAGAUCUGAUCAAACAUGGAGCCAUGGGAUCUAACACUGGACUGUCCAUCACAAGCUUGGUGAAUUCCCACCCAGGACACAGGGCAAUUAUCCCUUGGAGGUCAAGUGGGAAGGCACAGUCAAGAUCUGGGAUUCUCAUGUACAUACUAAUUUUACAGUCCAUCCUGGAGCAGAUCUGUAGUGGGGAAAGGCUGAAGAGACCUCUGGGGACUAUGUGCGGUACCUGGAAGGGUGUGCUAUGUUUUCAGCUACAUCAGUGUCUCAGACUAUGUGGGAUGGGAGAAGUGUGUGUGUGGUAGGAAUGGCACUUGUCUGCCACUUUCCUGGCUUGUACCUGGUUCUGAUUGUCACUUUACUUGUGAACACGGGAAUAUUCAGGGCUUCACAGGUAGGCAAGGGUGUUUGGAAGGGACAUAGGCGUUGCCAAGUCAGUGGCUCAGCUUGUGCCCCAGGCCGACCUGGGAAGUCAUCUGCGUUGGGUCACAUCCUCAGCCAGGGGAAGUCCUGUGAGAUAAUGGGAGGGGCUGUGUGUGUGCAGCCUUAAGUUAUUAUGGGGUCUACUUUUCCCAAAGCCAUUACCAAGAAAGCAGAUUAGCAAAAGCUUCCAGUCAUCAGUAUGGAGUUUCGCCUGGGAUAGGAAGGAGCACUAAGGUGUGAGCGCAAGCAGCAUUUAAUUGGGAACUUGGGUAACACUUUGUCCCAGGGCAUGCAGCCUCUGCUCACCUGUAGACCAUCCCCGACCGGUUGUAGGGCAGAGGCCUCGGCACCGCCUCUCUCCUGUUGCUCCCGUGCCAGGGGAGGUCCUUUUUGACUGCUGGCAAUACUGGUGGCGCUUCUGUGGCUGAGUUUGCUAAUCACUACAAGAUUCUUGGCAGGGGGACAGAGCAAACUGGAGGGGUGGCUGGUGGGGACCUGCCAGCAAGCUGUACAGCCAUUGAGCCUGGUAGCCAAGAAUAGGCUCAGCCUCUUCUCAUCCUCAUGGAGUGACAGCCACAAGCUCUGACAGGAAGAGGUUCUCUUUCAAGUUAGUUGGUCAACCCUGACUGAGGAGUUGAAACUGGAAAAGGAGAUUGCUCAGUACGGUACAGAGCUCUCCACCACAGCUGUGCCUGUCACAGGAGCUCAGCUCCCACGGCUUUACCUCAAGUUCCUACUGCUUGUGGGUCACUCGUGAUCUCAACAGCUGACUAGCCCAGGUGCCCCUCAACCCUGCUGUAUGGGAUGCCACACAGGUGAGCUCUUCUACUUUCUAAAACUUUAGCAUUUUAAUGUCCUGACCAGCAGCAGCACAAACACUAAAAGCAGGUUGUUUUUUUUUUUUCCUUUAACCAGAAAAAAA
Messenger RNA from Peromyscus leucopus (white-footed mouse), 3025 nucleotides. RefSeq names its product GINS complex subunit 2 (gene Gins2). Gene Ontology annotation, cellular component: nucleus; GINS complex. Gene Ontology annotation, biological process: DNA replication; double-strand break repair via break-induced replication. The record is from RefSeq and is a predicted model, not a curated record. Bases 97 to 654 code for a protein of 185 amino acids. The transcript is spliced from 5 exons. NCBI's taxonomy places the organism in Eukaryota, Metazoa, Chordata, Mammalia, Rodentia, Cricetidae.